AUGCACAUGGAAGACGUCCCGGUUGUGGAAAUGAAGCAGGGGAAACUCAGAGGACGCCUUGAAACCGUUUCCGCGAAAUCCGUUCAAGUUUACUCUGGGAUUCCAUACGCAGAGCCGCCUUUGCAUCACCUUCGCUUCCGCAGACCGGUGCCUGGGAAGUCAUGGCUCGGGACUUACGAUGCCACGCGAAAGAAGUUCUCCUGCCCUCAACAGUUAUACCCAUUACUGUUCGACAUUGAAACUGAACAAUCGGAAGACUGCCUCUACUUAAACGUGUGGACUCCCAGUACGAGACAACCGAAACCGGUCGUUGUUUGGAUUUACGCAGGAGGCUUCGCCUUCGGCAGUUCCUACCAGAACUGGUACAACGGAUCCCUGCUGGCAACAAUGUACGACGUGGUGGUCGUGACCUUCAACUAUCGCCUCGGUAUCUUCGGCUUCCUCGACGCCGGAGUUUUGGGCGCUCCUGGUAACGUGGGACUAUGGGACCAAAGACUGGCGCUGCAAUGGGUACGGGAAAACAUCCACACAUUUGGCGGGAACCCAACGAGAGUGACAAUCUUCGGCGAAAGCGGCGGCGCUUACAGCGUGCACGCCCACAUCAUAUCUCUGCUGAGCAGGGGCCUUUUCCACAGAGCUUUCAUGAUGAGCGGUACUUACGAUUCCAUCGCACUCCUGGACACCGCGUUUGAAAGCGCAGUCCGAGGAAGCGAGGUUGCCGCGAGGCUUAACUGCACAAGACCGUUCCUUGACCUGACCAGUCAUCCGGACAUUGUCCUAGAAUGCUUACGCAGCAAAUCGGCGAAUUCUCUAUUUGAUGCUGCGAAAAAUCUCACUGACCCUAAAAUCAUUUCGUUUGCACCGACUUACCCCAAUGACUUCUUUCCAGUUCGACCAGUUUUGGCACUGAGACAGGGUCGGUUUGCAGACGUCGACGUCAUGGUCAGCAUCACGCGGUCGGAAGGGGAUGUGAUUGUGACGGCGCAGCCAGACAAGCGUUUCUGGGACGAAGAUUUGAGCGACGUUCCAUUGAAGGAUCUGAAGCCAGCCCUUCGGGAAUUAGCAGCCGUGUGGAUGAAGGACGAGUACAUGAACCUUGUGGAAUAUUACGCGGCACAGGCGACACAGGACAACAAGCAGCAGUUGAGGGAGAUGUACACGGAGUUUGUUGGCGACUUUAACUUUGUAUGUCCAGCGAAAUUUUUAUCCCAGAGACACUCGGAAAAGGGCAACAAGGUGUACUCUUUCGUGUUCGCUCACAAAUCCUCCAAGUCGACGUUGCCAAAAUGGAGCGGCGUCCCUCAUCUUACCGACCUGCCGUACUAUUUCGGAGUACCCUUUUGGGACCAUGAGAGCUACUCGGACGAAGACCGGAACGUCAGUCGACACGUCAUGAAGGCAUUCGUCUCGUUUGCCGAAUACGGGACGCCGCAACUUGAUGGCGUUAACUGGACCCGGCACACUCCCUCAAAUCCUGCGUUCCUGUGGCUUCAACCUGGAAAUUACUCUACGCAGUACGACAUCGGCGCCAAAAAUUGCGACUUCUGGAAACAGUUUCUGGAGUGA
Messenger RNA from Ixodes scapularis (black-legged tick), 1566 nucleotides. Its product is annotated as acetylcholinesterase-like. The transcript has 2 exons. Gene Ontology annotation, cellular component: plasma membrane. Gene Ontology annotation, biological process: acetylcholine catabolic process; choline metabolic process. The record is from RefSeq and is a predicted model, not a curated record. The coding region runs from base 1 to 1566 and encodes 521 amino acids. Gene Ontology annotation, molecular function: acetylcholinesterase activity. Lineage: Eukaryota; Metazoa; Arthropoda; Arachnida; Ixodida; Ixodidae.